This is a messenger RNA of Lytechinus variegatus (green sea urchin), 2218 nucleotides long. Its product is annotated as serum paraoxonase/arylesterase 1-like. The transcript has 8 exons. Gene Ontology annotation, molecular function: arylesterase activity. Lineage: Eukaryota; Metazoa; Echinodermata; Echinoidea; Temnopleuroida; Toxopneustidae. The coding region runs from base 295 to 1374 and encodes 359 amino acids. The record is from RefSeq and is a predicted model, not a curated record.
UUAUAUAGCACUGCUCAAUACACGUGCACAAACAGCACAAACAAAAAGCCCAGGCAUGACAAGCCCGUCAUUUAUUGUUGACGAGCGUUGGGAGGAUUGUGAUUUUCAACAAUAGCACAUGCAUUGGAAUUGGGUGACCUGAGUCUUCAGUGACCUGUAAUUCAACCAAUCUUCGGCACCAGGGUCGAGUUGAGGUGAAAUGAUGUUGCUACCCUCAGUAAUUUUCAUGUUCAGUCGCAUUCUGAAUCCCUGACUUCAAGCUGUACUCAAAGAGGACUGAAAGUAAAACUGAAUAUGUGGAAACGUCUGAUUCUUGCGGUGCUUGUUGCAGCUUUUGUCCGUCAUAUGAUAACUUUCAUAAAGAUUCUAGGUUUAGAGAAAACCAUUUACAAUGUCAAACCGGGGGAAUGCCACUUUGUUCGUGGAAUCGAACAUGGCUCGGAAGAUCUAGAACUUUUAUCAGAUGGCAUCGUCAUUGUAUCAGAGGGUUAUUUGACUUUCAAAGACCGUGUCGAAGGAGCACCAAGAGGUCAUCUAUUUGCUUAUGAUAUCAACAAUCAUAAUAAGGGAGCUAUCGAGUUGAAGAUCAAGGGUGAUUACGAUGUCAACACACUUCACCCACAUGGCAUUACAGCAUUUGAAGAUAAAACCACAGCUAAGACAUUUAUUUUUGUCAUAAACCACCAUGUUGGAUUUGAUGUUGUGGAUAUUUUUGAGUUUGAUCGAAACACAAUGUCUUUAUCAUUCAUCAAGUCAAAGAGAGAUCCUUUGAUCAGAAGUGUGAACAACUUGAUAGCGACUGGACCUGAAUCGUUUUUCAUUACUAACGAAGCUAACUUCCUUCAUCCACGGAUGAGGUUUCUGGAAGAUACACUCUUAUUAAGAUCGGGUUACAUUCUCUUUUGUGAUGUCACUGGCUGCAAGCAAGUCUCGGAAUCGUUAAACAAUCCUAAUGGCAUCGAUCUCUCCAGGGAUGGGAGGCUUCUUUACGUUUCCCAGCCGUUUGCAAGACAAAUCCGUAUAUAUGAAAGGAACCUGGCUGAUAAUUCACUUACACCAAACAAGGGUGUUGACGUUAUCAAUCUGGGAACCACAUCAGAUAAUAUUUACGUGGACGAAUCUGGUGAUAUAUGGGCUGGCUGUAUAAAAGUACCAUCCAAGGCUCUUCAUUACAUGAAUACAAAACAAGGCAUCGUCCCAUCUCAGGUCUUACGAAUAAGAGUUGGAUCCGACGAUUAUGAAAUGUCUGAAGUUUACAGUGAAGAUGGAAGGAAUAUUACCAUGUCAACUAGUGCUAUUUACCAUAGAGGUGUCCUACUCAUUGGAUCAUUGCAUGAACGAAUGAUGCGUUGCCAAGUAACUACACUUAUUUGAUUAGUUUGAAGGGUUAUCAACCUAUCAAUUCUAGAAGAGAGCGGAAAAUGAAGGUCCAAAAUGACUAAUAACCCAACGUACCCAAGUUUGUCUGAUUUUGCAUUUGUAACAUUAAAAAUAGCAAUAAUAUUUCACUGAUUUAUUAAACUAAUCUGACAAUUCUAUUUCCCUUCAAUAAUUUUGUGCUCGAAUAUAAACGAAGUCAAUGUAUGUAUUUUAUCUAUUCAUUACAAUCAAUGAUAACAAUAGACAAUGGUGAAAACCAAAUGGUAAAUAAUAUCACUUUCAGUCUUGCUCAAAAUUGUUUACCGUUCUUUAAUUAUUCCGCUUUAGUGCUUCUCAUAAUUCCAGAGCUUUCUUUGUAAGUCCUUUAAAUUAUCAAAGGCAGAAAGAAAAGAAAACCCAGACUCAGAGAUGUUUCGUAACGAAGCUUUCUUUGCAAGUCCUUUAAAUUAUCAAAGGCAGAAAGAAAAGAAAACCCAGACUCAGAGAUGUUUCGUAACGAAGCUUUCCGGUUAAUGUUUUGCUCUAAAAUGAGUCAAAUUUUCAUCUCAAAUAUUAAUAUGAAGGGGAUGGGUGCUUAAAUUUCCAAUCAUUUUCAGUUUUGAAACCAUGUACGUGCAACGCGAAAAUGAACAUAAAGCUGUAAUUUCAUGUAGGCAUCUGGUCAGCGCCCCCCACACUUUCAAAGGUGUUCCGCGGCCCCAGGAAUGAUUUCAAGGACCAGAGAAUGUUUUCUUCGUACUGUAUACAUGAAUGAAUACAUCAUUAUCAUUUGUAUUUUUAUUCAUAUCUGUAUAUUGUUUAGAAUUCAUACGUGUUAUAAUAUUGUGCGCAGCUGUAU